Dendrobium catenatum is the source of this 2313-nucleotide messenger RNA. Its product is annotated as subtilisin-like protease SBT1.2. The record is from RefSeq and is a predicted model, not a curated record. Gene Ontology annotation, molecular function: serine-type endopeptidase activity. Lineage: Eukaryota; Viridiplantae; Streptophyta; Magnoliopsida; Asparagales; Orchidaceae. The transcript has 2 exons. Bases 1 to 2313 code for a protein of 770 amino acids. Gene Ontology annotation, biological process: proteolysis.
AUGGCGUUUUCCUUCUCUUCCCCUUCAAUCACAUUAUUACUCCUCCUCAUCCUCUCAUCACCCCUUCUUCUAUCAACACAAGCCCUGCUCCUUCCGGUGAUCGCCGGCGACGAUCGAACUGAAGUCACCACCUAUAUUGUGCACGUUGAGAGGCCGGAAAACACCAGUCUUUUAUUCGAUGACGAGUGGCUGACAAGUUAUCACCUCUCCUUUCUCCCUAACGCCACUCUAGACUCCGGCGAGCCGCGCCUUAUAUAUUCCUACCGCGAGGCUAUAAGUGGCUUCGCGGCAAGGUUGACGGCAGAUGAAGCUCGAGCAAUGAGAUCUAUUAACGGCUUUCUACAUGCUUAUGUUGAUCGCCGGCGACGUCUGCUCACCACACAUACGCCGGAGUUCCUCGGCCUGAGUAAGAGCGGCGGCUUCUGGACCUCCGCCGACUAUGGCAGAGGCACCAUCAUCGGAAUCCUGGACACCGCCGUAGAUAUCAGCCACCCUUCCUUCAACGACAACGGGAUGCCGCAGCCGCCGCCAUACUGGAGAGGCGGCUGCGACACCUUCCCCUGCAACAACAAAAUCAUCGGCGUCAAGUCAUUCAGCAGUAGCUGCCGCAUUCUAUCUCCGGCUGACAACAACCACACCGAGCACGGCACACAUGUUGCCGGCAUCGCCGCUGGCGUCUUUGUCGAGGGCGCAGAGGUCCUCGGCAACGGUAAGGGCGUCUCGGCCGGUAUGGCGCCCAAAGCUCACCUCGCCGUUUACCAAGUCUGCUCUGAAGGUGACUGUGCAGAUAGCGAUGUGCUCGCCGGAAUAGACCAGGCUAUAUACGAUCGAGUCGAUCUGAUUUCCAUUUCAUUUGGUUCUGAUGAUUCUCGGCCUUUUUAUGAAGACAGUGUGGCGAUUGGGUCUUACUCGGCGCUGAGACAGAGGAUAUUGACGGUAGCAGCGGCGGGAAAUGGUGGGCCGGUGGAGGGGACGGUGGCGAAUGAUGCGCCGUGGAUUUUGACGGUUGGGGCGAGUACUACUGACCGGAGGAUUACGGUGACGGUGAAGCUCGGAGACGGAACAGAACUUGUAGGAGAAUCAGCUUACCAGCCAAGCUAUUUCAAUUCAACGGAAGCGCUGCCUCUUACAUUCCCGGGAUUUGAAAUCCAGGGCGGCGGGAGUAAAGGUUGCAGAAACGAUUCGUUUGAUGGAGUUGAUAUUGGCGGGAAAAUCGUAUUGUGUGAGACUGGGUUUGGUGUGGAGAAUAUCGAGAAAGGUAAGAAUGUGAGAAACGCGGGAGGAGCUGCCAUGAUUGUGUUGAACCAAGCGGAGGAAGGAGAGACGACUUUAUCAGAAUCUCAUGUCCUUCCUGCAGCUCAUUUGAGCUACUCAGCCAGGUGUUCGAUCUUAUCAUACUACAAUUAUUCGGCGAAUUCGAAUCCUACGGCGGCUUUCGUAUUCGGCGGAACGAGUCUCGGUGCUCUUUCCUCUCCGGCGGUGGCAUCAUUUUCGUCGCGGGGGCCAAGCUUGCACAACGGUGGAAUUCUGAAGCCAGACAUCAUUGGCCCUGGCGUGAACAUAUUGGCGGCAUGGCCGAGCAAGGUCGGUCCUGAUAACCAUAUCACCACUUCGUCUACAGAACCAAAUUUCAAUUUUCAGAGCGGAACCUCUACAGCCACUCCCCAUCUUUCCGGAAUUGCAGCUCUUCUACGAAGCGUUCAUCCUCAUUGGUCUGCUUCGGCGAUCAAAUCAGCUAUCAUGACAUCAGCAGACACAGAAGAUGCAGAAGGAAACCCAAUCACAGAUCAGCUCAACAACGCCACUGCGGCCAGCCGCUUCGCCAUGGGAGCAGGACAAGUAAAUCCCUCAAAAGCCAAUAAUCCAGGACUCGUGUACAAUCUGCACUCGCACAGGUACAAACGUUAUCUGUGCGGGCUUGGAUACACCGACCGUCAAGUGACGACGAUCACCCAGCACCACGCCAGAUGCUGGAGGUACCGCCGUGAGCUCGGGCCGGAGCAGCUGAACUACCCGUCGAUAUCGGUUGCACUGGGCUCGCCGUCGACGAAGACGGUGAGUAGGUGGGUGAAGAACGUGGGAGAGGACAAUGCGACCUAUUAUGCCAAGAUUGAGAGGCCGGAAGGGGUAAAGGUGGAGGUUUUUCCUCCCAGGCUUUACUUUCCCCGGCGCUAUGAUGCCAGAAGGUUUCAAGUUGUGCUCACAGCAGAUAGGGGUAAGUUGGCCGGUGGUGGCGCAGCGGUGGGGCAGCUCUCCUGGGUUUCCGACGACCAUGUUGUGAAGAGUCCCAUAUCUGUCACCUUAACUUUGUAA